ACAAAAACAUCCAGUAGAUGUCGUUGUCCUUAGCCUGCACAGACAUUUUGCAGGACGUUGGUUCAAUAAAAGAGAACGACGUCACUUCCUUCUUUCUCUUCUACCGCCGCCAUAGUGUGGAAAGGGACUGUGGACAAAAUGUCGUCACACAAGACGUUCAGGAUCAAGCGAUUCCUCGCUAAAAAGCAGAAACAGAACAGGCCAAUUCCUCAGUGGAUCAGAAUGAAGACUGGUAACAAGAUCAGGUACAAUUCCAAGAGGAGACACUGGAGGAGAACCAAGCUGGGUCUGUAAACCUGAGGCUAUUUGGAUCUCCCACACCUUGGUGUCUGCAAGACCUGGUCCAAGUCCAGCUGUUCAUUGUGACCUUGAGGUGCAAGGAUGGAGCUGAAUUAUCUCGUGUUUGAUAAUAAAAAGAUCUGUAAGGAAACUAA
Messenger RNA from Cynoglossus semilaevis (tongue sole), 434 nucleotides. It is a transcript of the gene rpl39, whose product is annotated as ribosomal protein L39. Bases 139 to 294 code for a protein of 51 amino acids. The record is from RefSeq and is a predicted model, not a curated record. Lineage: Eukaryota; Metazoa; Chordata; Actinopteri; Pleuronectiformes; Cynoglossidae. Gene Ontology annotation, biological process: translation. Gene Ontology annotation, cellular component: cytosolic large ribosomal subunit; ribosome. The transcript is spliced from 3 exons. Gene Ontology annotation, molecular function: structural constituent of ribosome.